Pongo pygmaeus (Bornean orangutan) is the source of this 1701-nucleotide messenger RNA. RefSeq names its product histone-lysine N-methyltransferase 2C-like. The record is from RefSeq and is a predicted model, not a curated record. Gene Ontology annotation, cellular component: MLL3/4 complex. Lineage: Eukaryota; Metazoa; Chordata; Mammalia; Primates; Hominidae. Gene Ontology annotation, biological process: positive regulation of transcription by RNA polymerase II. Gene Ontology annotation, molecular function: histone H3K4 methyltransferase activity; transcription coactivator activity.
AUGAACAUUAAUAUAAACUAUGAACUUUGGAUGAUUAUGACAUGUCGUUUGUGGUUCAUCAAUCAUAUCAAGUGUACCACUAUGGUGUCUGCUGCAGAUAUUUCAUCAAAUAAGGAUGAUGAAGAAAACUCUAUGCACAAUACAGUUGUGUUGUUUUCUAGCAGUGACAAGUUCACUUUGAAUCAGGAUAUGUGUGUAGUUUGUGGCAGUUUUGGCCAAGGAGCAGAAGGAAGAUUACUUGCCUGUUCUCAGUGUGGUCAGUGUUACCAUCCAUACUGUGUCAGUAUUAAGAUCACUAAAGUGGUUCUUAGCAAAGGUUGGAGGUGUCUUGAGUGCACUGUGUGUGAGGCCUGUGGGAAGGCAACUGACCCAAGAAGACUCCUGCUGUGUGAUGAUUGUGACGUAAGUUAUCACACCUACUGCCUAGACCCUCCAUUGCAGACAGUUCGCAAAGGAGGCUGGAAGUGCAAACGGUGUGUUUGGUGCAGAUGCUGUGGAGCAACAUCUGCAGGUCUAAGAUGUGAAUGGCAGAACAAUUACACACAGUGUGCUCCUUGUGCAAGCUUAUCUUCCUGUCCAGUCUGCUAUCGAAACUAUAGAGAAGAAGAUCUUAUUCUGCAAUGUAGACAAUGUGAUGGAUGGAUGCAUGCAGUUUGUCAGAACUUAAAUACUGAGGAAGAAGUGGAAAAUGUAGCAGACAUUGGUUUUGAUUGUAGCAUGUGCAGACCCUAUAUGCCUGCGUCUAAUGUGCCUUCCUCAGACUGCUGUGAAUCUUCACUUGUAGCACAAAUUGUCACAAAAGUUAAAGAGCUAGACCCACCCAAGACUUAUACCCAGGAUGUUGUGUGUUUGACUGAAUCAGGGAUGACUCAGUUACAGAGCCUCUCAGUUACAGUUCCAAGAAGAAAACGGUCAAAACCAAAAUUGAAAUUGAAGAUUAUAAAUCAGAAUAGCGUGGCCAUCCUUCAGACCCCUCCAGACAUCCAAUCAGAGCAUUCAAGGGAUGGUGAAAUGGACGAUAGUCGAGAAGGAGAACUUAUGGAUUGUGAUGGAAAAUCAGAAUCUAUUCCUGAGUGGGAAGCUGUUGAUGAUGAAACUAAGGGAGUGGAAGGAACAGAUGAUGUCAAAAAGAGAAAAAGGAAACCAUACAGACCAGGUAUUGGUGGAUUUAUGGUGCGGCAAAGAAGUCGAACUGGGCAAGGGAAAACCAAAAGAUCUGUGAUCAGAAAAGAUUCCUCAGGCUCUAUUUCUGAGCAGUUACCUUGCAAAGAUGAUGGCUGGAGUGAGCAGUUACCAGAUACUUUAGUUGAUGAAUCUGUUUCUGUUACUGAAAGCACUGAAAAAAUAAAGAAGGGAUACCGAAAAAGGAAAAAUAAGCUUGAAGAAACUUUCCCUGCCUAUUUACAAGAAGCUUUCUUUGGAAAAGAUAUUCUAGAUACAAGUAGACAAAGCAAGAUAAGUUUAGAUAAUCUAUCAGAAGAUGCAGCUCAGCUUUCAUACAAAACAAACAUGAACACAGGUUUCUUGGAUCCUUCCUUAGAUCCACUACUUAGUUCAUCCUCGGCUCCAACAAAAUCUGGAACUCACGGUGGACAUACAGGAACUGAAUCUGAAAUAGGUGGUAAGGAAAAUCCCCUGAAAUUUGAAAAUGUGUGCCUGAGAGGUGAUUUUGAUCUCUCCUUUGGCAGCUGCACGCUGUAG